AUGGCUGCCAGCUACACUUGCCAACAGGAUCUUCCUGCCUCUUUGGAUCAGCACCCUGAGUCCAUGAACCAAUCAGGCCUUGGCCCUGACUUUCGGUGUCCAAAGACAGAUGACAUCGGAGCGAAAAGGCAAAGUUUCCAGCGCACACCACCCUCGGCGCGCGGUGGGCAGCGAGCGCGUCCCCCCGCGCAGCCCGGAAUCCGGGAGGACGUCCGUCGUCCCCGCCGGGAACAGCCGCAGCCCCAGAUCGAUCCCGACCCCGCCACCGACCUCCACACACCGAGCUCACAGCCAAAUGUUACGGAGCUUCUCCCCGCGCAGAAGUGGAGGUGGAGUGUGGGGGGGGGGCGGACUUCUCUUCAAGUCCGACCACAGGACCGAGCGCCCGGCCCGCCGCCGGCACGAAACGCGAGAGCCCGCGCCUCGGGGAGCCGGGGGAAGGAACGCAGGGCUUCCGAUGCCCCCCGGAGAACUCCUUCAACUUUCCCGGAGGAGACGUCCACCACCGUCCCUGCCCGGCCCCGAAGGCGCACGGGGCGCGCACUGCGAAGCAGCCCGCGACAAGCCCGGCGCGGCGGAGCUCCCCGCGGCCACGCCGCCGCGCCCGUCCGUCGGGGAGAGAAGGGGAGGCGGGGAGACAGCCCUCCUUCACCCCACCCCCAGGACGACGACGACCCCGCGGGGCCGACCACCACCCCGCGCGGAGCCUCCGCCCCGCCGCCGCGCACCUCCGAACCCCCCCCCAUCCGAGCCCCAUCCCAGCCGGAGCGGCCUCGUCCCGGGCUGUCCCUCUCCGGCCGGCUCGCCCUCCCGCGCCGGCACCCCCACCUCAGCCCAGCCCGACCCCCCUCACCCCAGCCGCCGCCCCUUCCACCACCGCCGCCGCCGCCGCCGUCCCCGGGCCCUCACCGUGUCUCCGGCGCGGCCGGCGGGCGGCACUCCGCGCAGCCCGGAGCCGCCUCCUUCAGCCCGGGACUCGCCGGGACGUCGGCGCACGGAUCCCCGCACCGGGGCUAUUUUUAG
Jaculus jaculus (lesser Egyptian jerboa) is the source of this 1023-nucleotide messenger RNA. RefSeq names its product vegetative cell wall protein gp1-like. The record is from RefSeq and is a predicted model, not a curated record. NCBI's taxonomy places the organism in Eukaryota, Metazoa, Chordata, Mammalia, Rodentia, Dipodidae. The transcript has 4 exons. The coding region runs from base 1 to 1023 and encodes 340 amino acids.